This is a messenger RNA of Argentina anserina (silverweed cinquefoil), 999 nucleotides long. Its product is annotated as probable carboxylesterase 18. Gene Ontology annotation, biological process: pollen tube growth. NCBI's taxonomy places the organism in Eukaryota, Viridiplantae, Streptophyta, Magnoliopsida, Rosales, Rosaceae. Gene Ontology annotation, molecular function: carboxylic ester hydrolase activity. The transcript has a single exon. Bases 1 to 999 code for a protein of 332 amino acids. The record is from RefSeq and is a predicted model, not a curated record.
AUGACCGGAAACGCUCCAAUAUCGCAGGACCUCCCAUGGACGCUCCGGUUAUUCAUUUUCAUUCUCACCUUCGUGCUUAAUACCGCUCGCCGCUCAAAUGGCACUGUUAAUCGCCCAUUCAUGAAAGUCUUCGAUUCCAAGACCUCUCCUUUAAAAGAAGCCGACGUCCAAACCACUGAUGUAAUUGUUGACACCACCCGCGAUCUAUGGUUCCGCCUCUUCAUCCCCACCACGGCCACCACCACCAAACUUCCGGUGAUAAUAUAUUUCCACGGCGGCGGUUUUGUCUUCUUCUCAGCCAACUCAAACCUCUUCGAAGCCAUCUGCAAACGCCUCGCAGUGAAUCUCCCGGCCGUCGUCAUCUCAGUCAACUACCGGCUUUCGCCAGAGCAUCGCUACCCGUCUGCGUUCGAAGAUGGAUUUGACGUGAUAAAGUUUAUCGAUACAUCAAACUUGAAAGGCUUUCCAAGUAACGCUGACCUCAACAGGUGUUUCCUUGCCGGCGACAGCGCUGGCGGCAACAUGGCACACCACGUGGCUGUCAUGGCGGGUGAGCACGAGUUUUCGAAGGUGAAAGUGAUUGGCAUCGUAGGGAUACAACCUUUCUUUGGCGCAGUAGAAAGGACUGAGUCGGAAAUCAGGCUUGAUAAAAAGACGUUGAUACUUUCUUUGGAGAUAACCGACUGGUACUGGAAGGCUUUUCUGCCGGUGGGAGAGAACAGAGACCACCCUGUGGUUAAUGUCUUCGGCCCACGAUCAGAAGCUGUUUUGGGGUUCAACUUCCCGGCGACGAUCGUCUUCAUGGGAGGGUUUGAUAUAUUAAAAGACGGGCAAAAGAGAUAUUGCGAGGGGUUGAAGAAAGCUGGAAAAGAAGUUCAUAUGGUCGAGUACCCGAAUGCAUUUCAUGGAUUUUACUGUUUUCCUCAGUUGAAAGAGUGGUCUUUAUUAAUUGAUGAGCUGAAGGACUUCAUUGGGAAGCAAUCAGCAGCUCAUCAGUAA